AUGCUCCAACUAUUAUUUUUCUUCUCUAUGAUUUCAAUUGCCAUCUCACAAUUGAUGACAAAAGAAGAAAUGACGGUCUACAAAAACUUUUUGGCAAAUCAAAAACGACUAUACAAAGACUUGUUCGCCGAUUAUGAUCCAACGUUGAGCGCGAUUUAUACAUUACAUAAAUCUCAAUGGAUCAACCAGAACGCCACCAAACACCCACCAAUGACAGAGCUGAAUCUAAUUAUGGCUAUGUUGAAACUGGUUGAUGUGGUAGAAGUUGAAGAGAAAGCCACGUUUCUUUUCGAUUACUCGGCAGAAUGGACGGAUCACAGGCUGACAUGGAAUCCAUUAGAAUAUGGGGGGAUUAGUCAUAUUUAUGUGCCACAGAAAUCCAUAUGGCUCCCAGAAAUCACUAUUGCAGACGCUCAUGAAGUGAAGUUUUUCGAAUCCGAAGAUGCUCCUAGUAUUGCAUGGAUAAAUUUCAAUGGCACCGUUGGCUUUUACACUUCUACAGUAGCAUCUGUGAUUUGUGAAAUGGAUGUCUUCCAAUUCCCAAUGGACCAACACGAGUGUGGUGUUAGUGUAGUCGCCAACACAUAUUUCGCCGAUGAGUAUAAAAUGAACGGGGACAUGGAAGAUAUGCCAAAACCGCUUUCGAAAUUGGGAAACGGCGAAUGGAAGGUGUCGUAUAUUGGUGUGAAGGAAGAAAAAUCUGGAAACGAAAAUUAUGGAUCAACGAUUAUGUUCAUAGCAAGAUUCCAAAGAAAUCCAGGAUUCUAUGUGGCUCUUGUGAUGGUUCCUGCGUUCUUUAUCAACUUUUUGUCAAUUUUCGCACUUUUUGUGAAUGUGGAGAAUCUUAGCGAAAAGAUUACGGUAGGUCUUACUAACAUCAUGGCAAUGACAUUUAUCCUGGUGAUUCUGGCUGCCGACCUUCCAAAAACCGCUCGUAUUCCAUUAUUAGCAAUCUACGUGAUCGUUGGACUUGUUAUUGUUAUGACUUCAAUUGGGAUAUGUUUGCUCAUUCCAUAUAUUCGAAAAUGGCGAAAAAAGCGAAACAGUAGUGAGAAAGAGAAGCUACGUGAGACUUCUAGGUAUGGACCUCAAGAUAAUUAG
Molecule: messenger RNA, 1101 nt
Organism: Caenorhabditis briggsae
Lineage: Eukaryota; Metazoa; Nematoda; Chromadorea; Rhabditida; Rhabditidae
Gene: Cbr-lgc-1
Product: Protein CBR-LGC-1
Exons: 10
Coding region: 1-1101 (366 amino acids)
Biological process (GO): monoatomic ion transmembrane transport; signal transduction; regulation of membrane potential
Cellular component (GO): membrane; synapse; neuron projection
Molecular function (GO): transmembrane signaling receptor activity; extracellular ligand-gated monoatomic ion channel activity; neurotransmitter receptor activity
Source: RefSeq, a predicted model, not a curated record